Molecule: messenger RNA, 1983 nt
Organism: Quercus robur (English oak)
Lineage: Eukaryota; Viridiplantae; Streptophyta; Magnoliopsida; Fagales; Fagaceae
Product: aspartic proteinase NANA, chloroplast
Exons: 2
Coding region: 404-1873 (489 amino acids)
Biological process (GO): proteolysis
Molecular function (GO): aspartic-type endopeptidase activity
Source: RefSeq, a predicted model, not a curated record
GACUACGAAUAUGAAGUCAGCUCUGCUGUGGGGUGCACAGUGCACUGCACAACAAAGACAAUAUAUAGCCCCAAAUCGAAAUUAAAGGCGCCUCCCUUUUGCUAAUUCUAUACCUUCCAAUAUUUUUUUGUUGCUUGGCUUUGCUUCCUCACUCACUCACACCUAGAACCUCUUUUUCCAACCCCCAACGCUUUCACAAACUUUACCUUACAACUUGAUAAUUACUUGUCCCCAACUGCAAACAAAUCCAAACCCAAUACACCCUUUAACUUGCAGCAUUAUUUUCUUCAUCAACUCCUAUCUCUCUCUCUCUCUCUCUCUCUUUUUCUCUAAGUACUUGUGUUCUUGUUCCUCUCUCUCUCUAUUGCCAGCCAGCUCUUUGUUUUAGUUCACACUUUAUAAUAUGAUGAAGUGGAGGCCAGUGCUACUCUCACCCCUCCUCUUCAUCUUCUUGGUUUCCAUUAGUACUGGUUUCCAUGGUUUGGCUUUGUCUCACACAAUUCCCGAGGAACAGGAUCAUCAGCAUUCAAAUACGAUGAGGCUGGAGUUGAUACACAGGCACAGUCCUCAACUCAUUGGGAAACUAGUGCAUGAAGCAAGCAACAACAGCAUGCCUAAAAGUCAGCAACAACGCAUUUUGGAACUUGUGCUCCGUGACACAACUCGUCACCGCAUGAUCUCCUACAAACGUGGUCAAUAUGGCCCAAACUCGAGGAGAAAAAACUGGGAAUUCAAUACCUCCAUUGAAAUGCCAAUGCAUUCAGGUGCUGAUUAUGGAGCUGGGGAGUACUUUGUGCAAGUCAGAGUUGGAAAGCCAGCACAGAAGUUUAUGUUGAUUGCAGAUACUGGGAGUGAAUUGACUUGGGUGUAUUGUAGUACCAGAAGCACCCACAAACGCAGACGCAGAAAUCAUCGCAGGGUGUUUCAUGCAGAUCGCUCUUCUUCCUUUGAAACUAUACCUUGCUUGUCUAGUAUGUGUAAGGUUCAGCUUGCAGAUCUCUUUUCACUCACUACCUGCCCCACACCAAUCACCCCUUGUGCCUAUGAUUUCAGUUACAUUGAUGGAUCGGCUGCGUUGGGCAUAUUCGCCAAUGACACCAUAACAGUAGGCCUAACAAAUGGUAGAAAGAUGAUGCUAGAUAAUGUGCUAGUUGGGUGCACAGAGUCUACUCAAGGUGGUACAUUCAAGGGAGCUGAUGGUGUAUUGGGGUUAGGCUACAGCAAGUUCAGUUUUGCAACAAAAGCUGCCGAAAAGUUUGGUCGCAAGUUUUCGUAUUGCCUAGUUGAUCACUUAAGCCCCAUGAAUAUCUCAAACUAUCUCAUUUUUGGUUGCACUAGAAAUGAGCAUUCAUUGUUGGGUAAUGUGAGAUACACCAAGCUCCUCCUCAAUGUGAUGCCUUCAUUCUAUGCUAUAAAUGUAAUGGGCAUUUCCAUUGGGGAUGUGAUGUUGAGAAUACCAGUUGAAGUGUGGGAUGCAAAAGUUGGUGGUGGAACAAUCCUUGAUUCAGGCACAAGCCUUACAAUUCUAGCAGAGCCAGCUUACAAGCCUGUCAUGAAUGCAUUGAGGAUAUCACUAUCAAAGUACAAAAGAUUGUUAUCGGACAUAAAACCAUUUGAGUAUUGCUUCAAUUCAACAGGAUUUGAUCAGUCAUUAGUGCCAAGAUUAGUGUUUCAUUUUGCAGAUGGAGCUCGAUUUGAGCCACUAGUGAAGAGCUACAUUAUUGAUGUAGCUCCUCAAACAAAGUGUCUUGGAUUUCUGUCAGUGAGAUGGCCUGGUACUUCUAUUAUUGGCAAUAUCAUGCAACAAAACCAUUUAUGGGAAUUUGACUUGGUGCGUAGUGUAGUGGGUUUUGCACCCUCUAGUUGCACCUAGUUCUCUUUUCCUCCAUUCUUGUGUAUGAUUGUGUAACUUGAAUUCAAAGCAAUACUUGUUCUAAUUUCUUUAGCUUCAGCAAUGAAAGACAUUACCAAAACCUUGCAUCA